Messenger RNA from Cylindrotheca closterium, 252 nucleotides. Lineage: Eukaryota; Bacillariophyta; Bacillariophyceae; Bacillariales; Bacillariaceae. The record is from the annotation of a GenBank genome assembly.
AUGUCAGAUCUUAAAGCAAAAUUCGAAGAAGCCGCCGAGAAAGCGCGGGUCGUCCAAGGAGUCAGCAAUGAUGACAAACUCAAGCUUUAUGGAUUGUUCAAGCAAGCCACCCAGGGGCCGAUUGGUGAUCGAGCACGACCCAGUCUCUUCAGUCCAACGGAACGAGCCAAGUUUGAUGCCUGGGCAGCCUUCGACGACAUCGAUAAGCAAACUGCCAUGACGGAAUAUGUGGCCUUGGUAGCCACUCUUUAG